AGACACAUCCUCUUAACACAUCAUCAUCAUUCCAUUGAUUUAUUAAUUUUAUCUGCUUUUGCACACGCUCAGGAAGAAGCCAAAUUUAAUAGUGCUUACAUCCAAUCUUGUUUGGAAAAGGUUGCUCCUUCCUUCUCAAACUAUAAUGGCAAUCUCAACGAACGAUGUUUCAUCGACCAGCGAUGAUGUCAUCAAUAGUGUCGAAACAGUUUUGAAUGACUCCUCUGCACAAGAAAUAUGUGAAGUGCUGAAAGCCCAGGAAGACAGAUAUGAUGGUGUAAUUGUUGACGUAGGGAAUAUGCAAAACGAUGCCACUCGUUUUGCGACUUCACUGAAAGCAUCACUUUUUCAAUGGGCGCGCCAGGCGAAGAGAGCGGUGUGGAUUAAAGUGCCCAAAGAACAGGCAACACUAGUUCCCGUUGCGAUUGAGGCAGGAUUUUGGUACCACCAUGCAGAGCCUUCAUAUGUGAUGUUAGUGUAUUGGAUCCCUCAAAUUCCUUGUACCAUCCCUCAUAAUGCUUCGCAUCAAGUGGGAAUCGCAGCUUUUGUAUUCAACGACAAAGGAGAGGUUCUAGUAGUUCAGGAAAAGUGUGGACCUCACAAGGAUUCUGGGUUGUGGAAGAUGCCAACAGGAAGGGUUAACCAGGGGGAAGGCAUUAAGGAAGGGGCCAUAAGAGAAGUUCAUGAAGAAACAGGGAUUGAAACAGAAUUUGUACACGUGGUCGGAUUCAGGGAUGGUCACAAUUUUCUGUUUGGAAAAUCCGAUAUGCUCUUUGUGUGUAUGCUGAAAUCCGUUUCUUGUAAUAUUGUUAUACAAGAAACCGAAAUUUCAGCAGCCAAGUGGAUGGCCAUCGAGGAAUUCGCAGCUCAACCUAAAAAUGAAGAGAUUACACUUCUAAAAGAUAUGAUUGGCGCAUGUGUGACCACCAUGGAUGGACAAUGUGAAGGAUUUUCAGCCAUUGAGAUCCCUGCUAACUCCCGCAAACCUUCUACUUUUUACUGUGGUGCCGUUCAUACUGAAUAAUCUAUCAUGUUUGGUGAUUGGAAAUCAAAAAUUCAGUGGAUUUAAGCGAUCUAAAUUUUACUGUCAACUCUACCAGUCAAGCAAUUUUUGUAUGAGUGUUCCAAACACUACAUAAAUUCAAUAUUAUUUUUAAUUCUGUCUAUUCA
Messenger RNA from Cryptomeria japonica (Japanese cedar), 1170 nucleotides. Its product is annotated as nudix hydrolase 2-like. The transcript is spliced from 9 exons. NCBI's taxonomy places the organism in Eukaryota, Viridiplantae, Streptophyta, Pinopsida, Cupressales, Cupressaceae. The record is from RefSeq and is a predicted model, not a curated record. Bases 146 to 1024 code for a protein of 292 amino acids. Gene Ontology annotation, molecular function: NAD binding; ADP-ribose diphosphatase activity; NADH pyrophosphatase activity.